Messenger RNA from Engraulis encrasicolus (European anchovy), 2595 nucleotides. Its product is annotated as basement membrane-specific heparan sulfate proteoglycan core protein-like. The record is from RefSeq and is a predicted model, not a curated record. The transcript has 12 exons. Gene Ontology annotation, molecular function: transmembrane signaling receptor activity. The coding region runs from base 1 to 2595 and encodes 864 amino acids. Lineage: Eukaryota; Metazoa; Chordata; Actinopteri; Clupeiformes; Engraulidae. Gene Ontology annotation, biological process: cell surface receptor signaling pathway. Gene Ontology annotation, cellular component: plasma membrane.
AUGUCCUGGCCUCUUUGUGGACUGUUCCCCCUGAGCCUGGGCAUGAGUCUGUUCAGAUAUGCGGAAAAGGUUGUGAGUGGGUUACGCAGUGAGGGUGGUGUGGAAGGGUUCAGCGUGUCCAAUCCCUUUCGGGACCCUUGUUCCCCCGAGCCUAGGUUUGUGACCGCUCUGCCCACAGCUACAGUGUCUGUAGUGUCUCCUCAGGGUCCAAACUACCCUGGAGAUAGAAUCACUCUCAGAUCUAUGCCUAAACCUACAGUGGUGAUGUCAAUGGACACUGUGUACCAUGGAGAAGCAGUCACUCUGACUUGUGUCAUAGAGCCAUCAGGUGGCUGGAAAUAUGGGUGGGGAUAUAAGCGCUGGACAUCAAAUGACCUCAGCUCACUCAGAGAACCUGAUACAAACACAUACAAGAUAGACAGUGCUGAUGAGUCUAAUCAAGGAUACUAUGCAUGCCGUGGAAAGAGAGAGGGCAGUAGGAGACAAACAACUUACAGCAACACUGCUGAAGUCAAAGUAAAAGCAGUUCUGCCUUUACCUGUGUCUGUACUCCCCCAGAGACUGAGGUUAACUGAAGAUAAUUCACUGAUUAUUAUCUCUGUGUUAAUUCUCACAGCCCUGCCAACCCCUGUGCUAUCUGUAGAGCCAGACAGCCCUGUGUUCACUGGAGAGACAGUUACUCUACGGUGUGCCAUAGGGAAUGAGGAUAUCUGGAAGUAUAUGUGGUAUAAAGGCCAGCGCAAUAUCGCAAUAAGUGAUCCCUCCAAGACACAUGUCAUAUCCAAUGCUGCUGAGUCUCAUAAAGGCAGAUACUGGUGUCAAGGGGAGAGGAAAGACAGACUCACAUCAACACAACGCAGCAACGAGAUAACUCUGAAUGUCAGAGCCCUCCCCACAGCUACACUGACUGCAGUCCCCCAGAGUCCUGUGUUCACUGGAGAGACAGUCACCAUGACGUGUGUGAUAGAGUCUCUUGGUGGCUGGACAUAUAAGUGGUAUAAGGAACCAAGCAGAGUCCCAGUGUCUGAGGGAAACACCUUCACCUUUACAAGUGCUGCUGAGUCUGAUGAGGGCCAGUACUGGUGUCAGGGGGAGAGGAGAGGCAGGCCAACAUCAUCACAAAGAAGCAUGGAGAUGUCCCUUGAUGUAAUAGAAUCAAAGCCCCAACUUGUAAACCGGAAAACACAGCUAUUCACCGGAGACUCUGUCACUCUGACGUGUGAGUUGGACAUUACCUCUGGAUUGUUGUUCUACUGGUACAAAGACACUCAGACAUCGACUCUUGUGGCCCAGACUGAUGGAAACUCCUACAGCAUCAGCUUUGCUAAAGUGUCUGAUGGAGGACAGUACUGGUGCCGAGCUGGGAGAGGAGACCCAGUCUACUACACACAGUACAGCAAUGAGGUGCAGCUGAAUGUUACAGAAAGGCCAAGAGCUGUUGUUACCCUGAAGUCAAACUGGACUGAGUUUUUUAAGGGUGAAACAGUCUCCCUAAAAUGCCACAUAGAAGGUGGGGGGAACAGUAAAUGGCAAUAUGACUGGUAUCAUAAUGGAAAAGAGAUUAGACCAGAGAAAGCUAAAGCUGGUGUGAGGACUUAUUCCCAGUCUUGGCUGGCUGAAGGACACUCUGUGAAGAUCGGGUGUGAGGUGGAGGAGUCAUCUGCUGGUUGGAGAUUCAGCUGGUUUAAAGUUACAUCAUACAAACCUGCAGCCACCUCUCAGAGAUAUCAGAUACUGCCAGACAGCAGCAGAGGAGCUGGAGGCUCCUACACUCUCAGCCCUGCUGCUCUCAGACACACAGGAGUCUAUGUGUGCAGAGCAGAGAGAGGAGAGCCAGCCUAUAAGACAGAGUUCAGCCAACCUCAACCUCUCUGGGUCACAGGAGUCUCCCCGAACGCUUCUGUAGUUAGCCAUUCAAAUUGGACCCAGAUCUUCAGAGAUGAACCUCUGUCACUGCGCUGUGGGGCUCAGGGCAACUCCACUGGAUGGAGCCUGAUGUGGUUCACAGGCAGAGGGGGAGGGUCAGCAGGGUGUCCCACUGGCUGGAGAUCAGAAACUGGAUCCACCUGCAGCACCAGCUCAGCAUCUUCAUUAGACACUGGAGUUUACUGGUGUCAGUCUGAGUCUGGAGAGCAGAGUAGCCCUGUCAACAUCACUGUUCACAAUGGUGAUGUUAUCCUGGAGAAUCCUGUCCAUCCUGUAAUGGAGGGGGAUCCUCUGACUCUGCGCUGUAGAUAUCGCAAUCAGCCAUCAAACAUCAGCGCUGACUUCUAUAAAGAUGGGACACUGCUCCACACCUCCAGCACAGGAGAGAUGACCAGCUCUGCCGUCUCAAAGUCACAUGAGGGCCUCUACAAGUGCAAAAACACAAAGAGAGGAGAGUCACCAGAGAGCUGGAUCACAGUGAUGCCGAAAAUUACAGGGUCCUCUAUCUCCAUGGCAGUUGGUGUGCUGGUAGGCUUGGUCAUAGCCUCAGCUUUGGUCAUUUUACUUGUCCUGCUUUAUCGUAAACGGAAAUCCAAAGGUAAAAAAAAUAAUAAUUUGACAAAAGUCAAUGAAGAUAUAUUCCACUAUUAUGCACACUUGAGAGGGUAA